GGCCCCGCCUCUCUCUCCCGAGAGGGCGGGCACCAGGCGGCGGCCGCAGGCGGCGGCCGCAGCCGCAGGAAUAUGCUGGAAGGCGGCGGGCGGGCGCCCGCGAGGUGCUGAAAGGACAGUUCCCGCCGCUGAACUUACCCCGCGGGUGGGGCGGCCCGGGAGCCAGUGGGGCACGUGAGCGAUGGAGACCAUCUGGAUCUACCAGUUCCGCCUCAUCGUGAUCGGGGACUCUACAGUGGGCAAGUCCUGCCUCCUGCACCGCUUCACCCAGGGCCGCUUCCCCGGGCUGCGCUCCCCAGCCUGCGACCCCACCGUCGGCGUGGACUUCUUCUCCCGCCUGCUGGAGAUCGAGCCGGGCAAGAGGAUCAAGCUACAGCUCUGGGACACGGCGGGACAGGAGCGGUUCAGAUCAAUAACCCGAUCUUAUUACCGCAACUCAGUUGGUGGAUUUUUAGUAUUUGACAUUACUAACCGACGAUCUUUUGAACAUGUGAAAGAUUGGCUAGAAGAAGCAAAAAUGUACGUACAGCCAUUUCGGAUUGUAUUUCUGCUAGUGGGACAUAAAUGUGAUUUAGCUUCACAACGUCAAGUUACAAGGGAAGAAGCUGAAAAACUGUCCGCAGACUGUGGAAUGAAGUAUAUAGAAACCUCAGCAAAGGAUGCUACAAAUGUUGAAGAAUCCUUCACAAUCUUGACAAGAGACAUAUAUGAACUUAUUAAAAAAGGAGAAAUUUGUAUUCAGGAUGGCUGGGAAGGGGUUAAAAGUGGUUUUGUUCCAAAUACUGUGCAUUCUUCUGAGGAAGCAGUAAAGCCCAGGAAAGAAUGUUUCUGCUGACUUCAAACACGCCAAAGAACUAACAGGAACAGAUUGGGUGUCAUUUCAGAAUAAAUACCAACAUUAACAGCAGAACGAUGCAAUAAAAGCAUUUAAAAAGGUUACAAACCCACACCAAUACUAUUUUGUAAGGUAUUUGAUUCAGAGCACGAUGCUUACUUGUUACACUACUAGAUUGGGUAUUUUGCUGAAUUACCAAGCAAAGCAGACAACCUUUUUCUUGAAAUUACCUCCAUUCUUUCUUUGUUAGCAUACACUGACCUUAGUGUCCAGAUAUGUCAAUAUUACUCAUUUUUCUUGACAGUUCAAAUGGAUUUUUGUGCAUAUAUAAUCAAUUGAAAAGAUUUUAUCAGGAAUUACAUUCUCUUGAGGUAAUUAAUAUUGAAUAGCAAAAUGCAUUUAAAUAUGCAUUGUUCACCUGCAGAGUAAACAAUCUCAGAAGUAUCGACUAGGACGUAAAUAGCAGUUCCUUAUAUAAGGUACCAGGUUUUUUCCCCAUUCUCUGGAAAUGUUUGUCCUCCCUUAAUUUUGCCUCAACACAAGAAAAGAAGUUUUAUGUUCAUUUUUGUUCCCUAAUUUAUUGCUUCUAAAAAUGCAUUAUGUUUUACAAAGAUAUCUAAGGAUCCAAGCAAACUACUUUAAGCAAAUAUUUGUAAAAUUAAAAACGGAGGACCGCUCACCAAAUGUUUGAAAUGUUGCUUUUUUUUUUUGAGACAGGGUCUUGUUUUGUCACCCAGGCUGGAGUGCAGUGGGGCAAUCUUGGCUCCCUGCAACCUCUGCUUCCUGGGUUCAGGUGAUUGUCAGUACCUUACCUCAGCCUCCUGAGUAGCUGGAACUGCAGAUGUGCGCCACCAUGCCCGGCUAAUUUUUGUAUUAUAAGUAGACACGGGGUUUCAUAAUGUUGCCCAGGCUGGUCUCCAACUCCUGGCCUCAAGCAAUUCGCCCCCCUCAGCCUCCAAAGUGCUGGAAUUAUAGGCAUGAGCUGCCGUGCCUGGCCUAUCAGCAGCAAAUGUUUUGCUGUUACAGUGUACUGUUCAUAUUUAGACAAGAAAAACAAAAUUUAUUUAUGUAUUGACAUUUUCAAAGAAAGUAAAUGCAGUUUACCUUGAACUAUUGUCAAAAUUAUUAAUAUAGGUAAAUAUGGAAUGUUUUUAAUAAUAGCAUUUUUGUCUAAGUAAAUUUCCAAAUUUCCUAAUUUCCAAUAUGAAAAGAAUGCAGAAAAGAUUUUUCUGGGCAAGGAAAAUUGGUUAGAUGUUUGAUAUAUUUAGCCUUCAAAUUGCAUUUUACAAUCUCAUCAGUAUAAGUUAAGAUAGAAUAAUCAAUUAAGACAGUAAAAUGACUUUUGAGUUUCCUAAUUUUUAACUUAUUGAUUAAACUCUCCUGGAAGGGAUAUUUUGAUCAUAGUGUCAAAUAUUUUAUAAUGUACAGUUCUAUUCUGUUCUGUAAACUACUCUUAAUCGCAAAAGAGUACCAAGUGAAGUUUUUUGGAAUCAUAAGGUUUUUAUUCUUAACCGUUAGUUGCUUCAUUUGUUUGAAAACCGAAGUGGCAUAGUAGAAAGAAUAUUUAAUAAGAAAUCAGAAAACUUGGUUACCAAUAUUUAACUAUGAGUAAGUCACUUGACCUCUCUAAGCACCAUUUCUCUUAUCUGUAAAAUUAGGCUAAUAACCCCAUUUAUUAGUGUGUUUCAUGGAAAAUUAUUUUGAGAAUCUAGUGAAUGAUGCAAGAAACGCUUUGUAAAUACAGUAAGCAUUUUGAGAUUGAUAUGCUGCUCAUGGGCAUACUAUUAUAUUUACAAUGGGUGAGAAUUUUGUUUUCUCAUGAUUUUUCCUUUCGUUCCUAUGCAGAGGGAGUAGAAAAAGAAGUGUGUCUUCAUGGACCCAUAGGAAUUCUUGAUUGAUGCAUAUCCUCUGCUUAUUUUUUUUUGGCGGGGGGCAGCGGGGGUGCGAGGGGGGCGAGGUCUUGUUCUGUUGACCAGGGUGGAGUGCAGUGGCAUAAUCACAGCUCACUGCACCCUGGACCUCCCAGUCUCAAGCGAGCCUCCCACUUUAGCCUCCUGCUAGCUGGGACCACAGGUGCACGCCACCACACCUGCUAAUUUUUUAUUUUCUGUAGAGAAGAGGCCUCCCUAUGUUGCCCAGGUUAUAGGUCUCAUACGCCAGGGCACAAGUCUCAUACGCCAGGGCACAAGUCUCAUACGCCAGGGCACAAAAGAUCCUUCUGCCUCGGCGUCCCAAAGUGCUGGAAUUACAGGCAUGAGCCCCCGCGCCUGCUUCUUCUGCUUUUUUUACCCUGAGCUAUUGUUCCUGCAAAGUGGAAAUAAUAGAGAGGGACGUUCCUGCAGACUUAACCCAAUCAAAAGUCACGUUUGUGCUUUUUGUGCAUCUUUGAAGUAGUUAUUUAAUUGUAUUUUCAAAUACUUGUACAUUUUCUGGGUUCAUGUAUUUUUAAUUGUGCUUAUGGAGAGAAUAUAAAUUAUAACUAUAUACGGUAUGACUAUUUAUAUUGUCAGCAUUUUCUUGAUAUCCUUAGGUUAAUUUCACAUGAGUUCAAACCGUAAUUAACCAAAUGAGAAAAUACUUGUCCCCCAAAAUGUGAAGUAGUCCAUUUUACUGUUACAGUUUUCAAUAUUAUAUGACAAUUUUCCAUCAGUCCAAAAUGGCAUAAACCCAAAUACUGAAAAUUUAGCAGUUGAAAGUACAGUCACCUGUGCCUACUUCUAAAGUUAAAUAGCUAAAACAUAAAAUGUGACUUAAAUUUCAGUGGACACCCUUUAUAAUACUAAUGUCGGGAGAGACUAAUAUUUGGGCUGAAGGAUAUCAUGUGUUCCAAGGUUUAAACCAGAGCUAAAGAACUAGAAGAAACAAACAGGAAGACAGGGCCCAAAAUUCAAGGCAUGAACAGAAGGAAGCCUAGAACUCGUCUCCUAACACCUUGUUCACCACGCUGUGCUUAGUGUGUGUGUAUUGGGUGGAGGGAGGGGGAGGGAGGGAGAGGAUGUCAAGAAAAGGGGAAGUGUGUUCUAACCGAAUCCACAAAAUACUAAAAUAGGGUUAAAUAAUUUUUAUAUUAUAGAGGAGCUAUUUAUGGUAAAACAAUAGUAAAGUGAACAACGAUUACUGCAAAAAUCUGAGUGCCUGUAUGAGAUUGCCAAACAUCUGUCUAACCUUAGCCAGUUAUCUUUAUCCAUUUUUAUAUAUAUAUAUGUAAUAGCGGACCUAUUUUCUUACACAUCGUUAUAGAGAAUAUGGAUAACAAUGCCAAAAUAGUAAAAAUAUUUGCUCCAGGCAAAAUGCUCUUACCGAGUUUCUUAGAAAUCAAAUAUUCUUGAUUUUAUAUUAAAGUUACUUUAUUUAAAAUUUAAUUUAAAUUUUAAAAUUUAAAACUAGUAAAUGAGCCGGGCGCGGUGGCUCACGCCUGUAAUCCCAGCACUUUGGGAGGCCGAGGCGGGCGGAUCACGAGGUCAGGAGAUCGAGACCAUCCUGGCUAACACGGUGAAACCCCGUCUCUACUAAAAAUACAAAAAAAAAAUUAGCCGGGCGAGGUGGCAGGCGCCUGUAGUCCCAGCUACAAGGGAGGCUGAGGCAGGAGAAUGGCGUGAACCCCGGGGGGCGGAGGCUGCAGUGAGCCGAGAUCGCGCCACUGCACUCCAGCCUGGGUAAAGAGCGAGACUCCGUCUCAAAAAAAAAAAAAAAAAAAAGCUAGUAAAUGAUGUAGUUAAUUACUAAAUAGUUUAAGUAAAUGUGUUUUGUUUUGUUUUGUUUUGUUUCGUUUUGUUUUGUUUUGUUUUUUUGAGACGGAGUCUGGCUCUGUCUCCCAGGCUGGAAUGCAGGGGUGCAAACUCAGCUCACUGCAACCUCCACCUCCUGGGUUCAAACAAUUCUCGUGCCUCAGCUUCCUGAGCAGCUAGGAUUAUAGGCGUGCACCACCACAUCCAGCUGAUUAUUAUUAUUAUUUUUUUUUUGAGACGGAGUUUCGCUCUUGUUGCCCAGGCUAGAGUGCAAUAGCACAAUCUUGGCUCACCGCAACCUUCGCCCACUGGGUUCAAGCAAUUCCCCUGCCUCAGCCUACCGAGUAGCUGGGAUUACAGGCAUGCGCCACCACGCCAGACUAAUUUUUUUUUUUUUUUUUAGUAGUGUUGGGGUUUCUCCAUGUUGGUCAGGCUGGUCUCGAACUCCGGACCUCAGGUGAUCCACCCGCCUCAGCCUUCCAAAGUGCUGGGAUUACAGGCGUGAGCCACCGCACCUGGCCUAAUUUUUGUAUUUUGAGUAGAGACGGGGUUUCACCAUGUUGGCCAGGCUGGUCUCCAACUCCUGACCUCAAGUGAUCCACCUGCCUCAGCGCCUCCCAAAGUGCUGGGAUUACAGACGUGAGCCACCGGCGCCUGGCUGUAAAUGUGAUUUUUUUUUGUAAAAGAAAUGAAAACAGUCCAAUUCUUAUCGUAAACUUGUCCCUGAUGGAAACUGCUCAUCUUGAGCUGCAUUCACACUCCCAGUUCAUAUGUAGUGAUGUGAUAGUAAGUAUAAGCCAAAAUGUUUAAUCGGAUUGUUUUUUAAUGUGGCUUUUAUAUGCAUAAUAGUGGCAAACAAGAUUUCCUGAGCCUGGAUACUUGAGAGUUUAUUCUAGAUUUCCAAAAGCCUCAAGCAUUCCAUACUUUUUGUGUGUGGCAACCAAAACAGUCUUUUAUAUUAUUAUUAAGAUAACUUUACCAGAACAAAAUCUUUUUAUCCAACUUUACGUCAUUAAAAAAAUGAAUCUAUGGAUUAAUAAAAUCAUUUUAAGAGUAUUUUUGUCAGAUUUUUUACUGCCCUUGAUUCAGUUAAGAACACAGCUUUCAAAGCAGCUUUAAAGAGUGCACUGUAUUUGGAUAAUUUCCUGGCCGGGCGCGGUGGCCCACGCCUGUAAUCCCAGCACUUUGGGAGACUGAGGUGGGUGGAUCACGAGGUCAGGAGAUCGAGACCAUCCUGGCUAACAUGGUGAAACCCCGUCUCUACCAAAAAUACAGAAAAAAAAAAAUUAGCUGGGCGUGGUGGCGGGCGCCUGUAGUCACAGCUACUUGGGAGGCUGAGGCAGGAGAAUGGGGUGAACCUGGGAGGUGGAGCUUGCAGUGAGCCGAGAUCAUGCCACUGCACUCCAGCCUGGCUGACGGAGCAAGACUCCGUCUCAAAAAAUAAAAAUUAAAAAAUUAAAAAAAAAGAAUAAUUUCCUUAGGUCUCACACAGUGAGAAGAACUCGCAAGACUAAAGACCCAUUCAUAAACAAACUUAUUUGUUUCUCAGUAACUACCUAGAAAGAUUUCACUUGGAAAUGCAAAGAAAACAUGUAAUCUUUAAGAAAAAACAGAAAGAUCCUCUUUCAGCCUGGGGAGCUGAAAAAAGAAAAAACCGAAAGACUAUAAAGGUUUUACUUUUUGUUUGUUUGUUUGUUUGUUUUUUAGAGACAGGGUCUUGUUGUGUCACCUAGGCUGGAGUGCAGUGGCACAGUGAUAGGUUGUAGGAGCCUCAAACUCCUGGCCUUAAGCGAUCCUCCCACCCUGGCCUCCCAGAGUGCUGGGAUUACAGGCAUGAGCCACCAUGCCCAGCCUAUAAAGACUUUAAUCUUAGAUUCUAUGUGUUUUAAAAUGGUAGGAUACAAUCCCAACCAGAAGCUAACUCUUGGAAAUUUCACAGCUGAUAAAUAGCCAUCUCUGCUUUAGAAUCUUUCUCAACUGAAUGUUUUCACCAAAUCUUCCUGAGCUACUGAUCUUCACUUGAUCUUAAAAUAACAAACUGAUCUCCUGAACCUUAAUGAACUGCUGCAUGACCUGGUGUUUCUAUACUGCUAAUGACUGAUGCAAGUAGACACAUGAGUGAUGAGCUGUGACAAUCUAUAUCAAUCAUUACACAAUCUAGUUCACUUACUGCACAUAAUCAUGGUAGAAAAUAAAUGAAAACAAAAUUUUAAGGUAUAAAAAAAUUAGUGUACCUCGUUAUUAUUUCUGGGUAAAUUUUUUGUCUUUUUAAAAAAUAGUGCCUAAAACAUUGUCUUAUCUAUGUGACAUUCAGUAACUACUGAUUGAUGGUUAUCGUGUUGAAUUACUCCUAUUAAAUGUGGGUUCCACAUACUUGGUUUCAAUUUAUACAUUCCAUGGAAGAAUAAACAUGUUUUAUUAUCAUCA
Molecule: messenger RNA, 6990 nt
Organism: Symphalangus syndactylus (siamang)
Lineage: Eukaryota; Metazoa; Chordata; Mammalia; Primates; Hylobatidae
Gene: RAB39A
Product: RAB39A, member RAS oncogene family
Biological process (GO): Rab protein signal transduction
Molecular function (GO): GTPase activity; GTP binding
Source: RefSeq, a predicted model, not a curated record